AUGUCAUCUUUAUCAAGAGAUUUUUUACUUCGACAAACAAAAAUUGCACCUACGAGCAAUGAAUGGGCUCAAUUAGAGUAUUCUUUGCAACUCUCUAUAGGUUCUACAGCUCCUGUCGUCAAACAAAUUUGGUCAGUUGCAAGCGCUCAUCAAGCUAUUAACUUUGAUAAGCGGACACAAGGUGUGUUAGUUUUAGACUCUUGAAUUGACACUUCAAGCUUAGAUGAAAACAAUAGACUAGAAGACGUCUGUAGUAAAGGAUUUAAAUGCCCUCCAGGUGGGGUUUAUUUUCGUAUAGGGAAUGUGCAGCUUGCGAAUGGACCUUUAGCGUAUAAUAAGACUUAUGAAUUUCUGCUGGUAAAAGUAGGUAUUGGGAAAAGCUAUUCAAUCAAUGCUGCGACUGUAGAAAGUGACUCUCUUCAAGUCCCUCGUGGAUAUGACUCAAUUUACCUUUAUAACCCUUCAAGUGAGGAGAGCUCGUAUAAUCACAAUUAUGGGAUUUUUGACCCCUCUCAGCUUUUGGCCUUAUUUGUAGUGCAUUUCGAAUUAGACCCUAAUUUGGAAGAAGGACUAAAUGCUCCGAUUUGUGAUAUUUGCCAAGAAGCUCAAGCUGUUGUUUACUGUGAAGCUGACGAAGCUUCUUUAUGUUUAGACUGUGAUGACGACCAUCAUAACCGUGGAAACAGAUUAAUGCAGAAACACAAAAGGAUAAAUAUUUCAGAAAAGCCAAAAAGGUUUGGAAACUGCCCUUAUCAUCCUGAUACCAAAGUUGAGUUCUUUUGUACAGUAUGCCAUGUGCCAGUUUGUGUUAAUUGCAAAAUGGUUGGGAAUCAUUCGACUCCAGAGACUUCUACACAUACAUUUGCCAAAAUUGGCGACGCAUAUUUAAGAGCUUUAAAUGAGUCUACACAGCCAGACCCUGUGCUAGAACAAAGGAAGCUUAUAUUAAAUCAGCUUUUAGAAAGCAUUGACAAAAGAAUGGGAGAGGUUAAAAGCAAUGCUGAACAAAUUGAGGCUAAAAUUUAUAAAAUUUUACAGGAUGCUUUAUUACAGCUGCAAGAGCACACUCAAGGGAAAGUUUCUGCCUUGCUUUGUGCUGAGCUUGAAAUUAAGCGGCAGCUAGAACAAAUAGCCUGAAUUGAGUGUUUUUUGAAGUACCAACAAGAAGUGCUCUCUCCUGCUCAAUUUAUGCUUAGUUGGGGGAGACAUUUGAAUUUAAGGAAUGAUAUUUUUACAAGUAAUGAAGUUAGUGAGCUAAAUGUAAUUUUACCUGAUAUAAAAAUUGAAGGAAAUAUCAAUGUUACUACAGAAGCAGCAAUUAGGAAAUAUGGACAGCAGUCAGAUGUCCAGUCUGUUGCGUCUUCAACACCGAAAACUAGUACAAGUAAAUUCAGGAGCCAAAUCUUUAAUAGAUAUCAAGGCAAUAAUGCAUAUGAAAAAACGCCAAGCUCAGUGUUAAAACAAAUUAUCCCUUCAAAGCCAACAGAAGCUUUAGCAAUGAAAUUUUCAUCAGUGUUAAAUAUGGACAGUGGGAGAAGGAGCCCGAGAAGUGAUUAUAGCCAAUAG
Molecule: messenger RNA, 1566 nt
Organism: Blepharisma stoltei
Lineage: Eukaryota; Ciliophora; Heterotrichea; Heterotrichida; Blepharismidae
Source: the annotation of a GenBank genome assembly